Oppiella nova is the source of this 2691-nucleotide messenger RNA. NCBI's taxonomy places the organism in Eukaryota, Metazoa, Arthropoda, Arachnida, Sarcoptiformes, Oppiidae. The record is from the annotation of a GenBank genome assembly.
AAACAAGAGAUCCCUAUAAUGAUUGUGUUCCGAGCGCUGGGAUUCGUGGCCGACAGAGACAUUCUCGAGCACAUCAUCUAUGACUUCGAGGACCCGGAGAUGAUGGAAAUGGUGAAGCCGUCGCUGGACGAGGCGUUUGUGGUUCAGGAGCAGAACGUGGCCCUCAACUUCAUCGGCGUUCGCGGCGCCCGACCCGGUGUUACCAAAGAGAAGCGAAUCAAAUACGCGCGAGAGAUCCUUCAGAAGGAAAUGCUGCCACACGUCGGCGUCAGUGACUUCUGCGAGACUAAGAAAGCCUAUUAUUUAGGAUAUAUGGUUCACCGACUCCUGUUGGCAGCCCUCGGGCGCCGGGAGCUCGACGACCGCGAUCACUACGGCAAUAAACGUCUCGAUUUGGCGGGACCUCUGCUCGCUUACCUCUUCAGAGGUCUGUUCCGUAACUUAACAAAAGAGGUGCGAAUGUAUGCCCAGAAGUUCAUCGAUAGGGGCAAAGACUUUCAGUUAGAGUUAGCCAUAAAGACUCGCAUUAUCUCCGAUGGUUUGCGGUAUUCGUUGGCGACCGGCAAUUGGGGCGACCAGAAGAAGGCACAUACGGCCAGGGCUGGCGUCUCACAGGUGUUGAACCGACUGACCUAUGCGUCCACUCUCUCACACUUACGUCGAGUGAAUUCGCCGAUUGGAAGGGACGGCAAACUCGCGAAACCCCGUCAAUUGCACAACACUUUGUGGGGAAUGAUAUGUCCCGCAGAGACGCCUGAGGGACACGCCGUCGGUCUCGUCAAGAACUUGGCUCUCAUGGCAUAUAUAUCUGUCGGUUCUCAACCGUCACCUAUACUCGAGUUCUUAGAGGAGUGGUCGAUGGAAAACCUGGAAGAGAUCGCGCCGUCAGCUAUAUCUGAAGCCACAAAGAUCUUUGUGAACGGCUGUUGGGUUGGCAUACAUCGAGAGCCCGACCUAUUGAUGAACACAUUGAGGAAACUGAGGCGUCAAAUGGAUAUUAUUGUGUCUGAAGUAUCGAUGGUUCGCGAUAUCAGAGAUCGUGAGAUUCGUAUUUAUACGGACGCCGGGAGGAUAUGUCGUCCACUUCUGAUCGUUGAGAAUCAGAAACUGUUGCUUAAGAAGCGUCACAUAGAGAUGCUUAAGGAACGGGAGUAUAACAGCUAUAGUUGGCACGAUUUGGUGGCUUCGGGUGUCGUCGAGUACAUCGAUACUCUCGAAGAGGAGACUGUCAUGAUUGCGAUGACUCCGGACGACCUCCAGGACAGCGAAAUGGCCUACUGUUCCACUUAUACGCACUGCGAGAUUCACCCAUCGAUGAUAUUAGGUGUUUGUGCCUCUAUUAUCCCAUUCCCUGAUCACAACCAAUCGCCUCGUAAUACAUACCAGUCCGCUAUGGGUAAGCAAGCGAUGGGUGUCUACAUAACCAACUUUCACGUCCGAAUGGACACAUUGGCGCACGUCCUCUACUACCCGCAGAAACCUUUAGUCACCACCCGUUCCAUGGAAUACCUGCGCUUCAGAGAACUUCCGGCAGGAAUUAACGCCAUUGUGGCGAUCAUGUCAUACACGGGCUAUAAUCAGGAGGACUCAGUCAUUCUGAACGCCUCUGCCAUCGAUCGCGGAUUCUUUAGAUCCGUAUUCUAUAGAUCUUAUAAAGACUCGGAACAGAAACGAAUGGGCGAUCAGGAGGAACAGUUCGAACGGCCCACUCGUGACACCUGUCAGGGCAUGAGGAAUGCCAUCUACGACAAGCUCGAGGACGACGGCAUCAUAGCUCCGGGCACUCGAGUGUCCGGCGAUGACGUGAUUAUAGGGAAGACGUCUUUACUGCCCGAAAAUGAGGACGAAUUGGAGGGACAGAUCAAGAAAUACACGAAACGCGAUGCGAGCACUUUCCUCAGGAAUAGUGAGACCGGAAUCGUUGAUCAGGUGAUGAUCACAAUCAACAACGAGGGCUACAAGUUCUGCAAAAUACGCGUCCGUUCUGUACGAAUACCACAAAUUGGCGAUAAGUUUGCCUCAAGACAUGGACAGAAAGGAACGUGUGGUAUAUCUUACCGACAAGAGGAUAUGCCUUUCACUUGUGAGGGAAUAACACCAGACAUUAUAAUCAAUCCGCACGCUAUCCCAUCCCGUAUGACAAUCGGACAUUUGAUUGAAUGUCUUCAGGGAAAGGUAUCGGCAAAUAAGGGAGAGAUAGGAGACGCCACUCCUUUCAACGAUACGGUGAACGUGCAGAAGAUCUCUGAUUUACUUCAUGAAUACAACUAUCAAUUGCGAGGCUAUGAAGUGAUGUACAACGCGCACACCGGGAGGAAAGUGAGCGCUCAGAUAUUCAUUGGUCCCACUUAUUACCAGAGACUCAAACAUAUGGUCGACGAUAAGAUCCACUCGAGAGCCAGAGGACCCGUUCAGAUACUCGUCAGACAGCCUAUGGAGGGUCGGGCGCGCGAUGGAGGCCUACGUUUUGGUGAGAUGGAGAGAGAUUGUCAGAUAUCUCACGGCGCCGCACAGUUCUUAAGGGAACGCCUGUUUGAAGUGUCCGAUCCCUAUCGCGUCCAUAUCUGCAACUUGUGUGGACUCAUAUGUAUCGCCAACUUAAGGAACAACACGUUUGAGUGUAAAAAUUGUCGCAACAAAACCCAGAUAUCUCAGGUCCGGGUGCCCUACGCCUGCAAACUCCUUUUCCAG